This is a messenger RNA of Myotis brandtii (Brandt's bat), 1452 nucleotides long. Its product is annotated as pre-mRNA-splicing factor SYF1-like. Gene Ontology annotation, molecular function: protein binding. The record is from RefSeq and is a predicted model, not a curated record. Gene Ontology annotation, cellular component: post-mRNA release spliceosomal complex; Prp19 complex; U2-type catalytic step 2 spliceosome. NCBI's taxonomy places the organism in Eukaryota, Metazoa, Chordata, Mammalia, Chiroptera, Vespertilionidae. Gene Ontology annotation, biological process: generation of catalytic spliceosome for first transesterification step; mRNA splicing, via spliceosome.
CAGGUGAAGCAUCGCUGUGUGACUGAUCCUGACUAUGAAGAUGUCAACAACUGCCACGAGAGGGCCUUUGUUUUCAUGCACAAGAUGCCACGUCUAUGGCUAGAUUAUUGUCAGUUCUUGGUGGACCAGGGCCAUAUCACUCACACACGCUGCACUUUCAACCGUGCCCUCCAGGCGCUGCCUAUCACACAGCACUCUCGUAUUUGGCCUUUGUACUUGCGCUUCCUGCGCUCACACCCACUACCUGAGACAGCCAUGCGGGGCUACCGGCGCUUCCUCAAGCUGAGCCCUGAGAGCGCAGAGGAAUACAUAGAGUACCUCAAGUCAAGUGACUGGCUGGACGAGGCUGCACAGUGCCUGGCCACCGUGGUGAAUGAUGAGCAGUUCAUCUCCACUGGCAAGUCCAACUACCAGCUGUGGCGUGAGCUCUGUGACCUCAUCUCCCAGAACCCGGACAAGGUGCAGUCGCUCAACGUGGACACCAUCAUCCGAGGGGGCCUUACCCGCUUCACAGACCAGCUGGGCAAGCUCUGGUGUUCACUGGCUGACUACUACAUCCGCAGUGGCCAUUUUGAGAAGGCUCCGGACGUGUAUGAGGAGGCCAUCCGGACCGUGAUGACCGUGCGGGACUUCACCCAGGUGUUUGACAGCUAUGCCCAGUUCGAGGAGAGCAUGAUUGCAGCGAAGAUGGAGACCACCUCGGAGCUGGGGCGGGAAGAAGAGGAUGACGUGGACUUGGAACUGCGCCUGGCCCGCUUUGAGCAGCUGAUCAGUCGGCGGCCCCUGCUCCUCAACAGCGUCUUGCUGCGCCAGAACCCACACCGUGUCCAUGAGUGGCACAAGCGUGUGGCCCUGCACCAGGGCCGCCCCCGGGAGAUCAUCAACACGUACACGGAGGCUGUGCAGACAGUGGACCCCUUCAAGGCUACGGGCAAACCCCAUACGCUGUGGGUUGCAUUUGCCAAGUUUUAUGAGGACAACGGGCAGCUGGAUGAUGCCCGCAUCAUCCUGGAGAAGGCCACCAAGGUGAGCUUCAAGCAAGUGGAUGACCUGGCAAGUGUGUGGUGCGAGUGUGGUGAGCUGGAGCUCCGGCAUGAGAAUUACGACCAGGCCUUGCGGCUGCUGAGGAAGGCAACAGCACUGCCCACCCGCCGGGCAGAGUAUUUUGACGGCUUGGAGCCUGUGCAGAACCAUGCGUACAAAUCAUUAAAGGUGUGGUCCAUGCUUGCCAACUUGGAGGAAAGCCUUGGCACCUUUCAGUCUACCAAGGCUGUGUAUGACCAUAUUCUGGACCUGCGCAUCGCUACCCCCCAGAUCGUCAUCAACUACGCCAUGUUCCUGGAGGAGCACAAGUACUUCGAGGAGAGCUUCAAGGCGUAUGAGCGUGGCAUCUCGCUGUUCAAGUGGCCCAAUGUGUCUGACAUCUGGAGCACCUAUCUGACCAAAUUCAUC